This is a messenger RNA of Mesocricetus auratus (golden hamster), 1176 nucleotides long. Its product is annotated as exportin-6-like. Gene Ontology annotation, molecular function: nuclear export signal receptor activity. The coding region runs from base 498 to 929 and encodes 143 amino acids. NCBI's taxonomy places the organism in Eukaryota, Metazoa, Chordata, Mammalia, Rodentia, Cricetidae. The record is from RefSeq and is a predicted model, not a curated record. Gene Ontology annotation, biological process: protein export from nucleus. The transcript is spliced from 2 exons.
AGGCCGGGCGUUGGUGGCAGAGUGGCAGCAGUAACACUGUGUUUGUCCCAGACAGUUUCCAAGAUACCUGUCAAGAGCCCAAGCACGGUCUGCACCUGGUCCAGCAGCAGCUUCCGUAACUCCUCCUUCCGAGCCACACUGAGGUCCUCACGGGGACAAGCUAGCUCUUCCGAAGUUGUUUUCAACAUGAUCAGUCCAAGGGGGGUUGUCACAGGGGACUGGAUCAACGGUAAAAUAUUAGUGAAAAAGUCAUGGUAGAACACGGGCCAAUCUUGGCGUCCAAUAUCAACAAUAACUUUGCAGAGUUUGUUCCGGAUAAAGUAAGGUAAGGUUUUAUGGUGGUAAACUUCUCAAUGUAGCUCUCAUCGAGCUCCUCUAGCCUGCUCUUCACCGUGUGGGCAUUGUUAUCCUUGGUGAUUUUUUGCAGGAGGUAGAAGGUUUGCUGGAACAUUCGUAAUAAGUACUCCUCAAAUUCCACAGGCACACAGUUCUUGGACAUGAGCUCCCUGCUGCAGGCUGUGGGCCGUUUAGCUGAGUACUUCACUGGGGAUGUGUUUGCUGCAAGGUUCACCGAUGCUCUCACAGUCGUGGAGAGGUUGGUCAAAGUUACUCUGUACGGAUCUCAGAUAAAACUGUACAACAUUGAAACAGCUGUGCCGUCAGUAUUGAAACCUGACCUCAUUGACGUGCAUGCCCAGUCACUUGCUGCUCUCCAGGCCUACUCCCACUGGUUGGCACAGUAUUGCAGUGAAGCCCAUCGACAGAACACACAGCAGUUUGUGACACUCAUCUCUACCACCAUGGAUGCCAUCACGCCUCUCAUCAGCACCAAGGACAGACAUGGAGUUCCCUGUGUGGCCAUUCUUCUACAGAUUUCACCUCAGCAAUGGCUGUUUCACAACCAGCAGGAAAACAUCUGCCUUCCAUAAGUUCCCAGGCUGCAGCCAAGUGACUGGAAUUUUCCUUCUUCAGCUAGCCAGGAGCAUCCAGGCCCUGGGCUGGAAAGCUCCUCCCUCCUCCACCGACCACCAAAGAAAAACCCAGUUGCCUCUGUUUCCAGCCUCUGCAACUUUGUAUCUAGGGGGCGGGGAAGGCAUGUGUUUCAUUAGAGGUCCUCGCAGUGAGGCCUGAGGCCGGAUUUAGGGUUGUUCAAGGGGUGUGAGAGUGGAGGGCUGU